AUGAAUAACUACAUCAGCCAAUACUACAGUGAGCCCAGCAGCGACAUGGGUAUCCCAGACCCAGCCGCCAGAGUCAUCACAGCCAUAGACGUGCAUCUGCCCACCAACCCCAGCCAGCUCCCCUCCACCCUGGUGAGCGCCGAGGCCAUGAGCUCGGGCCGUCUCCAGACCACAGAGAGCUCCGUCAGCGAGGCCUCCAGCAUAGACUGUAGCAGCACCGUGCGAGAAGCCUCCACGUCCACCGACUACCCACCGCCCUACAGCAGCCCCCUGGUGCGAGGCAGUCCCAGCGCCGUGGUGCAAGAACUGCUCUCCUCUCUCUCUGAACACUCCUGUUUGACUCAGAAAACCCUAGAUCCGGUCAACCUCAAACGUCCCAGCCCAACGGGGUCCAACAAGAGCAGUCCUGAGCUGGAACACAGGCUCAACAUCUACAACAAGAACCAGGAGAGAGCUCUGCACGGGAAAGCCCUGAUCCAGCUGCAGAGCCACGAGCCGCUGGUGGACGAGAAGCACAGACUGAUGGAGCCGCUGCACGCCUCGCUGAAGCGCCUCUCCAAGACAUGA
Molecule: messenger RNA, 567 nt
Organism: Knipowitschia caucasica
Lineage: Eukaryota; Metazoa; Chordata; Actinopteri; Gobiiformes; Gobiidae
Source: the annotation of a GenBank genome assembly